This is a messenger RNA of Scutellospora calospora, 184 nucleotides long. Lineage: Eukaryota; Fungi; Glomeromycota; Glomeromycetes; Diversisporales; Gigasporaceae. The record is from the annotation of a GenBank genome assembly.
AAAAACUCGAAAAAAAGUUAUACAGCUAACAAGUCUAGAAGCCUUAACAAAACUAGAUCUAAUAUUAAGUGAGGUUUCUCUUAAAGAAACAAUUUAUGAUGCAGAAUUAGAAGAAAAAUUAAGAAACAGGAAGAUAUACCUAAGAGGAUCCACAAGUAUUAAGCAGCUUACAAGCUUAAGCAAA